AUGUCAUCGUUCGACGAAAAUAGAAUGACGGACGCCGGAGCCUCGACCGCGGCGUUUGCGUUUGCCGCGCUGAUGGGCUGCGGAUCGCCGAAUCAACCAACAUUUUCAAUGGAAUCAUUGCUAAAGCCAGAGAUCUCUGACUUUUCACCGAAAUCCACAGCUAACAAUGAAGAGUCCACUAUAUGCUCUGUAUGCUGUGAUGAAGCAAGCGGACGACAUUAUGGCGUUGUCGCAUGCUUCGGCUGCAAGGGAUUUUUUCGAAGAACCGUACGUGCCGGAAAGAACUACAUUUGCCGUUAUGAUCAAAAAUGUCGUAUCGACAAAGCUGGGCGAAACGUUUGCCGUUCGUGCCGAUUUCAAAAAUGUCUUGACGUGGGAAUGGAGCCAGAUGCGAUCAGACCCGACCGGGACAAAACGGGCCGACAAAAGAAUCCAAGAAGGAAUGGGAGUCAUCUGAUAAAUGGCCUCGAUCCGGCGGUUGUGAAAAAAUUAUCCGGCGCAUCUAUGCUUGGUGAUUUACCGUGCGUAAAUAAAAGGGAUGACUCUGACGAAAAUCCCACAUCUCCGUCUUCACGAGCUGAAUCCGCACCAGCUGUGGAUGUUCGUCCCAGCCCUUGCGAUGAAAUUUUGACAACGCUGCGUGAAAUUGAACAGAUAUGUCUCCAACUACGUGAUGUCGCACCAAUCUCUCCCUUAGCUCGACCGACACUUCUGGAUUGUGUUCAUCGACCCUCGCUUAUCACUCCCAGAUCUCAGCUGUUAUUCGACGGCUCAAAUGGUCCAGGUAGUUUAAUGACAAUUGCGGAAAAUGUUCGACGAAUGAUUGUUUUGGUAUUCGAUUACGCCAACACGUUAAAACCAAUCGCUGACAUUCUUCCUGAGGAAAAGAUCGCACUGAUCCGAAAUUGUAUAACGCCUUUUGCGUUGUUGAUGCUGAGCUUCUACUCGUCAAAGAGCGAUUGUGAUGCUGUAUAUCUGCCCUCCGGACAUACAUUACCAUCCGAUAUGUCAUUGUUCUCCUCGGUUCUGGAUGACGAUAAACGACAUCUGUUGAUGAUUGCAAAGUGCGAGGCUGUCCGUCGUGGUUUAGUCGAUCAAGUGAUAAAUCAGUUGAGAAAGCUGCAUGUAACUGAAACAGAACUUCUUGCUCUUAAAGCUAUUAUGGCACUUGAUCCGAACGUAAAGGGUCUAUCAAUGAAAUCCUCCGGACAUCUGCUUGUUGGUCGCGAAUCCGUGCAAAAUGCCCUCUUCUCGCAUCUCAUGACAAGGCAUCCGGCUUCGGAGGCUACCGCCCGUUUUGGACAUCUUCUGCUGCUGAUUGCUUCGGUUACGAAAGUUGCGUCAGCCAUGUGCGGUCUCCUACAAUUCAGCAAGGACAUAUCAUUACCAGUUGAUCCACUUUUGGAUGAGUUACUGCUAAAAGAUUUCUAA
Molecule: messenger RNA, 1431 nt
Organism: Necator americanus (New World hookworm)
Lineage: Eukaryota; Metazoa; Nematoda; Chromadorea; Rhabditida; Ancylostomatidae
Exons: 12
Coding region: 1-1431 (476 amino acids)
Biological process (GO): regulation of DNA-templated transcription
Molecular function (GO): DNA-binding transcription factor activity; RNA polymerase II cis-regulatory region sequence-specific DNA binding; zinc ion binding
Source: RefSeq, a predicted model, not a curated record